Messenger RNA from Necator americanus (New World hookworm), 1704 nucleotides. RefSeq lists its product as uncharacterized. Gene Ontology annotation, cellular component: cytoplasm. Bases 1 to 1704 code for a protein of 567 amino acids. The record is from RefSeq and is a predicted model, not a curated record. Gene Ontology annotation, molecular function: protein binding. Lineage: Eukaryota; Metazoa; Nematoda; Chromadorea; Rhabditida; Ancylostomatidae. The transcript is spliced from 12 exons.
AUGGGCGAUUCUCAAAACCCUUCGGCGAGCGUGCAACCAUCAGAGUCGGACGAUCUUGGUGUAAUUCAAGAAAGUGUUCUUCAGGACUCUUCCACCACAGGCGAGAAUCUCCAAUCUGGAACACUUUUCUAUCAUCUUGAUCUUCUAAUCACAAGCAUCUCUCAGAAGUACGAUAUUGAGAGAAUUCAGGUGGGCCUGGGCUUACUUCUACUGUUCCUGCUAUUAUUUUUCUGCUUGUGCAUUGCUCUUGCCUGGCGCUACUACUCACCAAUAAUAAUCAACUUCGCUAUUAAAGAAGAGCAAGAGCGAGUGCGUAGAAACAGCGAAAGGGACAAACCAGAGAAAGAAAAAAGCAAAAAACGACUAAUUAUGGAUGCGUUCAAAAAUUUUCUGAAGAAGAAAAAGGUGGAAAAACACUUCAAAAAGACUGGGCCUGGUCAAAAGCUUGCAUCUGGUUCGAAUACAAAUGUUCCAACUUUAGUAACUGGCGCAGCACAGGGUGGUGGAAUAGACCGUAUUGCUGCUUCUGACAUCGCUGCACAAGCUGCGAUCAAGCGACUUUACAAGGCGGAGCCUCAGAUAAGCAGCAGUCAGAAAAAGAUCCAGAUGAUUGCUCAACGUGAAUUAGAGGAAGAGAGGCGUCGUCGGGAUCCAAAAAAAGCUAUCGAGGAAUUAAGUCUAGAUGAGAAGAGGCCAGCGCAAGAUAUUCGCGAGUUCGAGCAUGCUGAUGUUAUCAAAGGUGUCUUCUAUACCUGUGAGUUACUUGGAGACGAUGAAGCGAUGACGAAGCCUGACCUCAUGCAAGCUCUUGAAGAGUUCUUGGUCUCUCAGUUGUCGUGCAAGGGCGAAGAUACGGUUGUACCUGCAGUGCUGCUUUUAUACUCACUAAAUAGAAAACCGGUCAAGGAGGUAGCUGUAGAUACCAUUGGAAAAUACCUCCAAAAUAUAAUCGAAAAUCCAGGAGAACAAAAGUACAGGAGAAUACGGCUGUCAAAUAAGGCAUAUCAGGAACGGGUAGCUGCUGCAAAAGGUGGACGAGAGUUCUUAGAUUCUGUUGGGUUCGAGGAAAAAUUAUUGCCACCCAAAGAAGGGGAUCAACCGGAACCGUUCCUUGUAAUGCCUGAGGACGCUGCUAAUGACACUGGUCGCUUGGUUACAGCCCUGGAAAUGUUGCGAGAAGGACAAAGCGUCCCUAUCAAAGUUUCCAGGGAGACAACGAUUUUUGUUCUUCGCGAGAAUGAACGUAUUACACUACCCCACCUACCACCAGAUUUUUUCGACUUGACUGUAGAUGAGAUCCGUCGAGAGCAGCAAAAUAAGACAGACGAAAUGAACAAGAACUUGAUGUUGCGCACGAGAGAGAUGCGGGAGAAAGACGAAAAGUUGCGCCAAUACACCUAUAAAUACACCUUAGUUCGAAUUCGUCUGCCUGAUCGAUAUGUUCUUCAGGGAACAUUCGGCUGUUAUGAGCCUUUCUCGGCCGUGCGUGAAUACGUCGCCAAACAUCUUGCGAACGAAGCAGCACUAUUUUCUUUAAGAAAUCCAGGAAAGGGAGGUGAAGAACUGGUCGACGAAACCAAGAGCUUAGCCGUUUUGGGACUGGCUCCUGCGGUAGUGCUUCACCUUGAUUUCGACGAACCUUUAGAUGGUCCAAGCCUGUUACAAGAGUACAUCGACGCUGCCGUUCCUCUCGCUGCAAAUUAA